Messenger RNA from Thermothelomyces thermophilus ATCC 42464, 2543 nucleotides. RefSeq lists its product as uncharacterized. Lineage: Eukaryota; Fungi; Ascomycota; Sordariomycetes; Sordariales; Chaetomiaceae. Gene Ontology annotation, molecular function: asparagine synthase (glutamine-hydrolyzing) activity. The record is from RefSeq and is a predicted model, not a curated record. Bases 441 to 2180 code for a protein of 579 amino acids. Gene Ontology annotation, cellular component: cytosol. The transcript has 9 exons.
CGGCGGGCCAACUGGCUCAUGGGGAUUGACAACGGAACCUGGCCACUGCUCGGACUGCCAGCCCCUGGGUUGGGGACCAUUAGCCAAGUAGCUAAAAAUUCGGUUGUCCGGGGGGGGGAUCCCCUUGGGGCCGAGACGGGCGGGUGUGUUUGAGUGUAGCCGAAUUUGGAUACCACACAAUUUUCAGAAGGGCCUAUGACUCUUUCUUUCGUCCUACACAACUUUUCGCUUUUCAAGUCAUCCCACUCACCUUAUCUGGCUCUCUACUUGUUUGCGACAAACUGCAGCCCUCGGCGCCCUCCGAGAGCAAGCAGAAAGGCCCCUCGAGUUCUCGCUGACUGUUUGGAUAGAGUCGCUUCCUCAACGCCUGCAGGCUCCUACCAAAGGCCCCUCUGCCCGGCGACCUCGACGACCGAAGACCUCACGAGCCAAGCUUCACCAUGUGCGGCAUCUUCGCCUGCCACAACCACCCGGAUGUGGUCAAGUUCAAGCCGACUGCUCUGAAACUCUCCAAGGCAAUUCGGCAUCGGGGACCCGAUUGGAGCGGCAGUGUCACCUGCCACAACACAAUUCUGUGCCAUGAGCGUCUCAGCAUCGUCGGCGUUGAAAGUGGAGCGCAGCCACUCACCAACGCCGAUGAGAGCAUUAUCCUGGCCGUCAAUGGCGAGAUUUACAACCAUCGUCUGAUCCGGAAGAGCCUGAAGAAGCCAUACCACUUCAAGACUGCCUCGGACUGCGAGGUCAUUAUUCCUCUGUAUAUGGAACACGGUCUCGAUGCGCCCAAGCACCUCGAUGGCAUGUUCUCCUUCGUCUUGUACGACAAGAACCUGGACCGCAUCAUCGCCGCCCGCGAUCCGAUCGGCAUCACCACCCUUUACCAGGGCUGGUCGUCCGAGCAACCCGGCACCGUCUACUUUGCCUCCGAGCUCAAGGCUCUGCACCCCGUGUGCGACAAGAUCGAAUCGUUCCCGCCUGGGCACAUCUACGACAGCGCGACCGGUGAGCGGAUCCGGUAUUUCCAGCCGUCAUGGUGGGACGGCCAGAGGAUCCCGGAGAAGCCGGCGGAUCUGAAGCUGCUGCGCGAGACGCUCGAGAAGUCGGUCAGGAAACGUCUCAUGGCCGAGGUCCCGUACGGUGUCCUGCUUUCCGGCGGCCUGGAUUCCAGCCUGGUUGCGUCCAUUGCCCAGCGGGAGACGAAACGGCUACGGAAGCUGGCAGAGGAGGCCAACGGCAGCGCCUUUGAGCAGACGGGCGAUGCGGACCGGGGCGAAGGAUUGGUUGGCAUUGACGACGAGAACAAGCUGUCGACCAUGACCUUCCUGCCCCAGCUCAACUCCUUCUCGAUCGGUCUCCCCGGGUCGCCCGACAACGAGGCGGCGCUCGAGGUCGCCAAGUUCCUCGGUACCAAGCAUCACGUCAUGACCUUCACGAUUGAGGAUGGCCUCAACGCGCUUUCGGACGUCAUCUACCACCUGGAGACGUACGACGUGACCACCAUCCGCGCCUCCACGCCCAUGUACCUGCUCUCGCGCAAGAUCAAGGCCAUGGGUAUCAAGAUGGUACUCAGCGGCGAGGGCAGUGACGAAAUCUUCGGCGGCUACCUGUAUUUCCACGGCGCGCCCAACAAGGCCGCCUUCCACGAGGAGUGCGUGCGCAGGGUGAAGAACCUGCAUCUCGCUGAUUGCCUGCGCGCCAACAAGUCGACUUCGGCCUGGGGUCUUGAGGCCCGCGUGCCCUUCCUGGAUAAGGAGUUCCUUGAGGUCUCCAUGAACAUUGACCCCCAGGAGAAGAUGAUCACGUCCGAGAGGCUUGAGAAGUACAUUCUUCGCAAGGCCUUCGACACCAGCGAUGAGCCCGACACGGAGCCGUACCUCCCUGAGAGCAUCCUUUGGCGCCAGAAGGAGCAGUUCUCGGACGGCGUUGGCUACGGGUGGAUCGAUGCUCUCAAGGAGCAUGCCGAGCGGCACGUCACCGACGAGAUGAUGAAGAACCCCAAGCCCGAGUGGGGCUCGGAUAUCCCGGAUACCAAGGAGGCGUACUGGUACCGCCUCAUGUUCGACGAACACUUCCCGCCGUCGUGCGCCUCGACCGUCAUGCGGUGGACCCCUAAGUGGUCCAAGCAGACUGACCCCAGUGGCCGGGCCAUCCCCAUCCACAAGGCCAAGUACAACGAUGCUUAAAUCAAGGGGUAUUCUCGUGUCUGUUUGUACAUAGAAAGGCUCGGAUCGUUUCCGGUCUGUCAUCCUCAUGGUUCAUCAUUGGGUUGAAGUAGGGUCAAAUAUCUUGACACAUGAAAAAUACGAGAUUGGUCAGAUAGCCGAUGAUAUGUUCCCUAACUUGUAUAUGUGCGUGUCGUGUGUGUGUGUGUGCGUGCGUGUGAGUGCAGCAAACACAGAGAGAAGAGAAAAAGGAGGGGAGCGAGUGAGAAAGAGAAAGAGGAGAGGCUGUUGAGUAGUGGAUGAUGAGACGCGGCAAAUAUGGUCACUAACCCAUUUGCAAUCUCAAUGAUCUCUGGACAAGCAAGUCAUAAAAUAAGGUACUCC